Molecule: messenger RNA, 9768 nt
Organism: Leucoraja erinaceus (little skate)
Lineage: Eukaryota; Metazoa; Chordata; Chondrichthyes; Rajiformes; Rajidae
Gene: znf804a
Product: zinc finger protein 804A
Exons: 4
Coding region: 525-4376 (1283 amino acids)
Cellular component (GO): nucleus
Source: RefSeq, a predicted model, not a curated record
CUCUAUGAAACUCUUUAACCUGCCCUCGUCUUGCACUGAUUCUUAUGAAUGCUGUUGUAGCUGUCUGCUGGUUGGUGGAGGCUUGCCAUGUGUACGACUGUGUGAGGUUGAGACGGUAAUGUAUAAAAGCAGCAUGUGACAUAUGUACUUCACAGACAGCUUUCAGUAUUAGGCUAGUGGCUUUCUUCCAUUGGCCCGGUGCGAUAGACCAGAGGCUCUUUGUGGUGUGUGAAUAUUCUGCCUGUGAGAGACUGAGAUUCAGGACACUCAUUCGCGCAGCAGAGAUGCAAAGAGAUUGGGCACACUGCUCUAAGCAGGGCGAAUCAGCAGUAGACGGAAAAGCUGACUAGCUAAUGCCUCAUUUGCUUAUGCUGCGGGACCAGUGUGAAACAAGAGGGGAAAGAGGAGCAGCGUUCAUUGAGUGAGCAGCACCGUGUGUUCCCAGCACAGAUCAUCAGCAGGCUUCUCGUUUGCAGUCCACUUGAACUGUGUGUGCACUGUGUGCAUGGGAGCUACAGCAGCAUAUGGCGUGUUACUAUAUUGUCAUCAGCUCUACACACCUUAGCAAUGGCCAUUUCAGAAACAUCAAGGGAGUUUUCCGUGGCCCUCUCUGCAAGAAUGGAAACAAGACACUGGAUUAUGCUGAAAAAGAAAAAGCAAUAACUAAAGCUUUAGAGGAUCUGAAGGCUAACUUCUACUGCGAAUUAUGUGACAAACAAUAUUACAAACAUCAGGAGUUUGAUAACCAUAUCAACUCUUAUGAUCAUGCUCACAAGCAGAGACUGAAAGAACUGAAGCAGAGGGAGUUUGCCCGGAAUGUUGCUUCCAAGUCAAGAAAAGAUGAAAAGAAACAGGAAAAAGCGCUCAAACGUUUACACGAGCUGGCAGAACUCAGGAAGCAAGUACGCUGUGCCCCAGGGAGUGGUCCCAUGUUCAAGUCUACUACCGUUGCUGUUAAGAAUCCCCCGGGGAAAAAUCAUCCGUGUACCAACCUGGUCACUGAAGGACCAGACAGUAAAGCGACGGACCCUGAAUGCGGGAUGGCUGGAAACACGUUGGAAACCGGCAGAGGAACGAACAAGUCGCCGGCAAGCUGCAUGGCUGACGUGCGGAAGGUGGAACUCUGCAAGCUGGGGAAACAGAUCCGUGGACAGAAGGUGGGAUUCUCCUUCUCUUUCCCCAAGAAGGUCCCCGUUAAGCUGGAAUCAUCGGCUGCGGUUUUCUGUGAGAACAGCGAAGAAGGAGCCGGUAAAAAGAAUGCAAUCCUCAAACACAAGAUCAACGGCAAAACUUCCAACAUUCAAACGGGCACCGUGGCUGAGACCGCUGUUGAUUUAGCGAGCAACAAACACCAGCAACAAAACAAUGGCCACAGUGUGGUAGAGACCUUGCUUAAAGAGGUACCGCAAGAAUUGGCCAUAAAGGGUUUUGACUAUGGUAUAGGAGAGACUACUAAUCUUUCAUCUUGUGUAUCUCAAGUUCAAUGCAGGAGUAAGCCAAAGCUUCCCAUGUUGGUGUCUGUGCCAUCAAUGAAACAAGAUACACUGCAGAAGGAAGUUAAAGCCACAGAAAAUGCCAUGAUGGAGAACUUCGGUCCUAAUGAAGAUGUAGCUGUGAGCAGCCAAGUGAUAAAUUCAUUCCGGGAAAGUGAAGGAAGCACACCAUCUGAUGAAUUAACCCAGAGGGUUCAUGUCACCGGGGAGACCCUCAACAGUUUGCCUGAGAUUGGUUGUUCUGAGAAACAAGUGGCAGAGAUUACUGCAAGAGGCAUGCAAAAUAACCCAUGCUUGUGCAGAAGACCAGAUGCCCCUUUCUUCCCUGUGAUCAGCAAAGAUGAAUCAACCGUCCUUCAGUGGCCUUCAGAGAUGUUACACUUUACCAGCACACAACCUUCCAUAACGUUUUGUUGCAACCCCCUCUAUUUUGACUUUAGAUCAUCCAAAUCUAAAGGCUGUGCAGAAGAGAUUAGGUCCAAAGCAAAUGAUUUAGAGACAACCCUGAGUUCACAGAAGGAACCAAGAAGACCUUGUGUCAAUGCUAAAGGGGAUUUUCUCAAUAGCUGUUCCGAUAUGAACCUAAACAUCUCUAGGUUGAAUGCACAAGAUAUCAUCUGUAAUAACGAGACGUACCAUGCUGGUCAAAAAAACGAUCUUGAUGUUUGUAACAAACAAGUGGUUGGGUUAAAGCAUCGCCACAAUGGGACUGAGCAAGAGGCGUCCAUUAGAGAAAUUAUAUCUUACUGCAAGCCUAAAAAAUUUAAAAAGCACAGACGAUCUUCCAGGCACUUGAGACAUAAGCGAAGGAAGCAUAGGACUGCAGGAGGUUUUAAACACUGGAGAGGAGAGGGCAAGCAGAUUCACCUGUGUAAAAAGAUGAAAAGGAGUAAAAUAUCAGGGGAGUGCAGAAGUAGAAAGACAAGUGAGGUGGGUGAAGGUUCCAGUAGUUCAGGGCCAAUUGAAUUGUCUGGUGAAGAACAUGUCAUAGACAGUGAUGAAUGCAAAGAUGGGCACGGAAAGAUGAGCACAGAAAACUCAGAAGGAAGCCCUGGCCACUUUGAGGAUAAAUUUGAUCAAAGCAAUAAAACCUCGGAGAAACUAGAUAUAUUCUGGAAAAAUAUUGAUUGUGAUGCUCCAAAAAGAAAUACCUUGAAAAAUAAAUGUAUCCAUAGAAUAUGCAAUACAAAUAAUGAAGCAGAAGGAAAAAGAGCAGGUAGUGAUGCGGAAUUUGAUGCUUUUCCUAUAGAUAAUGAGACAAAAACUGUUUGCAGACAGCAGAAGACGUGUUCGCUGGCCAGAAAUCCUGCAGGAGACUCAUCAUCUGACACGUGUUUGCAUAAAAGAAAGCAAAGAAGGGCUGGAAAUGGCUACAAUUCUUUCUCAGAUGUGGAAUAUUCAGAUCAACUCAGCGAUGAAAGACAUUCUUGCCAGAACCAUUCGAAGAAGCGGCGCUAUGCAUCCUUGAAUGGUGAGGCAGGUAUAAUUUAUCGCAAACGCUGUCGAUAUAGAUAUUCGUUGUCGCCACAUAAAGAUCACAAACAACGCCUUAACUCGCCACAUAGGAGAUGGAGCCAAGUGGGCAGUUCUAGUGUGGACUUUAACCACAAAAACAGAAAAGAAUCUCGCCAAGAAAAGCAACAAUGUCAAGCUAGGCACAAUUUAAAGAGCAACGCCUCAGAAAGAGGAAGCUGUUUAACAUCAGAUGGGCUGCUCCCAUGCUAUCCUUCAUUGCAAGACAAUACGUGGGGAGUCUCGGCGCCAAAUGAUCCAGGGAAAGAUAAAAAUAUGAUAAGUGUCCCGCCUUCCAUGACAGAGGAACGUUACACCUCAAUGGUUAAACCAUCGAUGGGAUGCUCUGUGGGAGAUGUCCAUUCAAAGGCAAACAAUCAGCUCCUAGACAGGCCGGUGUCCAAAAUCACACCAUGCGAUAUGCGUGAAGUCGAUGUACAAACAGAAAGCAGGUUAUCAGAAAUGUGGAUUAAUCGCACAGACCCAACAGGGGAUGUUUUACUUCCUAGGCUUUCAUUUGUCCUAGAGGACAGCACAGAGGCGCCUCACAGUGAACAAGAACAUAAUCAGGGUCUGUUGCAGAAAGAUGGGAUUACUCAGAAGCAGGCUGACCCGUGUGGGGAUACUGUGAAAGAUAUCAAGGCAUCCCUAAACGAAGUCUUUCUCUGCCGUUAUGAAGCUAUACCCAAGGGAUGUGCAGAGGGAAGGUGGCUUCAAGGUAGCUCAAACAUUCCACACUCCAAUGCCCAGCAGAAGGACGCUAUGUCACUUACUGGCAACAGACCCCAAAAGUCGGAGCAACUGUCCAAACCUUUCUCCCCGCUUUCUCAAACAAUAUCCUUCGCGCCCGAAGAAAUCGAGAAGUACAGGCAACUGCAGAUGCAAGCUCAGCAGCACAUUGAGCAACAGAAGCUGGACAGCAGAGUGAAGGCACCUUCCUCCACUGCAGUAGGUCCCAUGCAGCCUCCCGUCCCUCGCCAGCAGUCUGUGACCACCGCAUCGAUUACCACCAUCCACCGCUCCGUGCUCCAGCGCCACCCAGCUACUGCCUCCAUGACCACAGGGUCGUUCAUACAGCCUCACCUGCAGUCCCUCCCACAUAUUCACCCUCUCCCGCCACACUUAACACACAUUUCAUUAGCGCAUGCCCUUUAUCCAGGUGGCCCCCCGACGUUUCUAGCAGCUCCGCAACUUCACAUUAUUCCCGCCUGUGCUCUCCAACCCGACCACUUUGCCCUGCACCCGUUGCCAGCCGCUGCCUUAUUCCCCCCAUUGCUCACCCUCCACACACCUGCUAUUCCUCUCCACCAUUUCCUGAAUUCCACAUUCGCCACCCAAGAUUUUCUGCACCUAACAGGAGCACCCACGUAAACUGCGGGAUGAAAUUAAUGUAGCCUGGAAUCCAGGACUGGGUUUUCAUCAAGUCUGUAAAUAAUAAUGGCAUUGCCAAUUUUUGGUUGUGUUUCCAAUAUUUUUUACAAAGUGGUAGAGGAAAUAUAAAUGAUACCUUGUAUGUAAUGUCAUACUAAUCUCUUUCUUGCAUCUUACUGUUAGUAUUGGGAUGUUCCCUCUUUGCUGCAAAACUUGCUAUAAAACUUGAAGUCUACAGAGUAUUUAAUGUUGAUGUGCUGCUGGUAGUGUUCACAGUAAUGUAAAUAAAUAUCCAUAAAUUUAUUCUGAACGUACACACAAACGUUUUCAAAGAUUGAGGAAAGGAUUUACUGCUCCUUCCCCGUGACUAUUUGUUGUGUGUUUUUUAAAUAAAUAAAGUGAAUGCUGUGUAUAUUCACACAUCUUGCAACUGCACUGAAUUUUCUAAUGCUACAUAUAAUUCCUAGAUCAAUAGAGCAAUUUAAAUUGGCGUGUCCCACAUGCGCACACAUGCAUUUAUGCAAUCAAUGAUAAUAGGAAUUUUGACAGUUAAAUCCAUGUUUAUUCAGAACAUAAUUUGAACUUUAUGUUGUUUAAACCAUGUUAUUCUUGGUAUUGUGUCAUUCCUUAAAAUACUUGGUUGAGGCUGAGUAAGAUAAAUUAUUGCACUUGCCAAGUAUCUCCCAGAAAUUCUAAAUUUUCAGAUGAACAAUGUAGAACAAUUCUAUUGAAGUGCUUAUGGAAAGGUAUUGCUCCAUUAAUAUUGAAAUAAUUUUAGACAUCCUAUUCAAUGUGGAAUCGAGGCAUCUGUAUUGGACCAUUAACAAUUCAUUAUUAACAGUUACUAAUUGAAUAGUCCCGCUGUAAACUUAAUGCGAGGCAUGUCUAUGUAAUAAAAUUGUUUUGACUAUGUAGUUAGAGGCUGUUUUCCUGAGGUACACUGUAAAAUACUGCAAUGCACCUUAUUUAUGACCUAUGAGGCUCAACACUGUCAAUGGUAAAGAAGCAGAAUAUCUUUUUCCUGUGCUGUCACUAUUCCACUUUCUAAUGAGCACACAUACACGAGGACAUUGUUUCUGAGGUGAUAGCAUGACUGACAGUGGAGAUAAAUCUUGUGCAUCGAAAACGUGCAGUUUACGAUUGCGACCAGCGUCUACAACGAGUGAGUAUUCUGUGCCAGAAAUGUGAAAGGUAUGCAAUGAUCUGGCCAUUAUCCUGCCACGUGAUGUGAGUGAUGUAAUUAGGGAUAUAGCAAAGUUCAUUGUUACAUAUAAAUGAGGUCAGAAGCCAAAAGAGUUUUGCAGUUUCUGUUUAAUGGAAAGCGAAUAAUCUUCAGUGCUGUGAUCAGUGCGGCUGUAUGUUUUCCUAAGCCAGCAGGGUUGUCAUAAAUUGUAACUAGGAUACUUAGCACUAAAAUGCUUCAGCUUGAGUUACACUCAGUGGCGCUGACAGACAAAAUCCUGGUUGCUGAGAAUUAUGUUCAGCAUCAUCAGCUGCCACAAUUUGUUUGGGAAAUUUGUUGGCAAUCAAAAAGUUUGCAGAUAUCCUCAAUGCAGAUGUAUUAUACUUUUUUUCCAAACAAUUAUAACAGUUCCUCCUUAGCUACCACUAUCGCAAUGUUUGAGAAACAUUUAGACAUACACAUGGAGAGGAUAGGUUUAGAGGAAUAUGGGCCAAAUGCAGGCAGGUGGGACUAGUAUAGAUGGGACAUGUUGUUCGGUGUGGGCAAGUUGGGCCGAAUGGCCUGUUUCCAAGCUGUAUGACAAUGAUUCUCUCUCUACCUGAGAAUUCUGAGCCACAAUUUACUGCAUAAAAGGAUGAAUAAUAACAAUACUCCUCCAUUUUUAAGGUAUGAAAACAAAAUCCAUUAACUCACAGUCCCCUGGAACUAUUUAGUUAUGUCAUUAUUUUAUGGGUACAUUUUAUCAUUUAUGCAUAAUUUAUUGUUUGUGUGUUGUUUAAGUCUAUGUGUCUGUGAUACUGCUGCAAGCAAGAUUUUCAUUGUACCUGUACUUCAACGUACUUGUGCAUAUGAUGUCAAACUAGACUUGACUUGAGUCCUGUUUAAUAUCUCAGUGCUGUCUGUUAUAAUUUUUGCAGCAGUAACUUUUUUUUAAGCCUCUGCUAAUUUUAAAGAUUCAUCAUCAACAAUCAAGCACAAUUAAAUACAUCUGCAGACUCUGCCAAUGCCAACGUGUGUAUUUAAAUUCACUGCAUGUGACCCGAGAGAUAAUUUAAAACAACACAUGAAACAGGAUAUGCAAUUAUUGCAUUCUGUCUCCAUCUAUCUAAUUCAGUCCAACUAAUUUGCAGGUGAACCAAAGAAAAAUGUAAGAACAACUGCUUGGGCUUUCCAACGCCUUAAAACCCUAUAUGCAGAUAUACCAUACAUCAAAAAAGAACACAAAGUGCUGGUGUAACUCAAUGGGUGAGGCAGCAUCUCUGGAGAACACAAAUAAGUGACAUUUCGGGUCCCGACUGGAAACAUCACCUACCCAUGUUCUCCUGAGAUGCUGCCUGACCCGUUGAGUUACUUCUUCACUUUGUGUUCUUUUUUGGAGAUCAGCAUCUGUAGUUCCUUGUUUCUAAUUUCUAUGCCAUACAUCGCUCUGGCUAUGAUUAACCAUAAUCUGCUGUGUAUUGGUUCAGAAUAAGGAUAUUCUCCAAGAAGAGGUAGACUUAUGGCUGCUAAUGAAUUGCUGCAAGAACAGUCGUAAGUGCAAAAUAAGGCAGUUCAUUAAUACGUUCAUACCUAAGAUUUAGAAAGGAAUGACGGGAUUUUGUUUGAAUGUGAUAAAUCAUUGUGAUCUGGUAUUUACAGCCUGAAAGAAUGGAAUAUUUUAUAGUUCACAGUCAUUUAUUUAGUUAAUAAUGAUGAUUGGAUGUAUCAUUUCGCAACACAAAGCUUCUCACUUGUUCUGCCCAUUAUACAUUGUAAACUGCUGGCACUCGGUAUUGCCUAACUAUUCCAAUAUAUUUUCACUAUGACUGGUUUUAAAAUGCUUUUGUAAGGGUCUUUUCAACCACACUUUUUAAUAAUGCAUUUUUUAUUGACACACUGAACUGACACGUCAUCCUAACUCUUUCAAGAACAGACAAUGUUGGGAAUACUCAGCACCAGUGGUGAGAAAGCAAGUUAAUGAACUUCAGCAGGAUUGGAUGUGGACAGUUUAUAAGUUCUAAUAAAAGUCUACGGCUUAGAAAUGUAACAUCCGAGUUUGAGUGUAGCUCAAUUAUCAGCUAGGGAAUAACUGGGAAAAGAGUUUUCAAUUUGUGGGUGAUGUUCUUUUUAUGAUUCACUAUGAGACUGUUCUCUUUGAAAGAGGAGUAUUGCUGAUGAUGCAAUUCACUUUGAUUCCGUACUAUGAUUUGAUUAGUACGGGUGUCAAGGUUAAGGAGAGAAGGCAGGAGAAUGGGAUUAGGAGGGACAGAUAGAUCAGUCAUGAUUGAAUGGUGGAGUAAACUUGAUGGGCCGAAUGGCCUAUUUCUGCUCCUAUUACAUAUGACCUUAUAUCACUCCUUGCUGGGGCCUAGAGAGAAGCAAGAGAAAAGACUUUGAUCCUUUCUCAUAUCAAGGAAACUACACUUGUGGACGAAGCCUGUCAGUUAAUUUACACAAAUAUUUGCCGAAGUUAUUGGAUGGACUUCCUCUCUUUUCACACAUCAAUUGAAAAGAAUAAAAAUCAGAAGAGUAAAUACAUGGAAUGAUGGAAAUAUUAAACUUAAUUCUCCUCUGAAUCUAAGGCUGUAAUUUCCAACAACUGACCAAAAUGAGAUUACCACCUUGAGUAUCAGAUUCUGAUUAUGCUAUUAGUGCAUAGUGUGGCCAAUCACUGCAAGAAGAAAAUAAAUGAAAGGUUAUUGAUAUAAUAUAAUGAAAGGCAUUAAACAUGUCCCCAUAAUAGUCUCACUAAAACCAUAAAUUUUCUCAUCAGUAAUGAUUUGAGCAUUUGGUGUAAAGGUAAUGAGUGAUUCAUUCUAAAUAUUCAUGAGCUAACAUAUUCCGCCUGCUCUCCAUACAAAUCUUUCUUAUCCAGUCAAUCAUUUUCCAUUUUCUCACUCCUUUAUCCAAGAUGUUCUAAAUAUCAGAAAUAUCUGAACUAAUUAAUAUUCAAAGUGUUCCAGACAAUAAGAAGGAAUUCAAACAUGCACGAUCCUUUAUUGUUGAAGCUCGUCUGAUAAAUAACCAAAAACAAUGAACAUUAAUUGGAGAUAAAGCAUGUGUACAUAAUAGGAAGUAAUUAUCUGUACAUUUUUUUCUGACUCUGCUUAACGUUACUCUCAUACAAAACAGCUUUAUCAACCCACCCAGUGUAUGGCUGAAAAAAUGUCUUGCAUCUCAAGAUUCACUUCGAACAGUACAGUACAGGAACGAGCCCUUCAGCCCACAAUGUUUGUGUCGAACAUGAUACCUAGUUAAACUGAUCCAAUUGAAUUGAAGCUACAUGAAAAAGGAUUCAACUGCACCCAGAUUAAGUCAUGUUGUACCCAAUGUUGGACAAAACCAUGGUGGGGAACCCAAAACUGUUUCAUGAAUGAAGAUAAGUCUUUCACAAUGUAACAAAAGUGAAACCUCUUACUAUUCAGUCUUCUUCUUGCGUAUGGCGUGCACAGCAUAAAAUUGUAGGACAACUUGUUCUACUUGAUCUUAUUUGACUGUGCACACCGGGUUGAUUGCAUUAGUCAAAACAGGGCGGACCACGUGAAGGUUGCAAUCUUCCACCCCACUAUUCAGUUAUUCUGAAUAAUGGCUCCAAUGCAACAAAUUAUUGGAAAAAAAAAUAUCUUUCCACCAAAAGGUUGAUAAGCAUUUUAUGUUGCAGCAAUGCUUAUAUUUGCCUAGGUUUUGGCAUCUCUGCAGCCAUAAGUAGUGAUCAACAAUCAUGUAAAACAGAUACAAAAGUAAAGAUUCAUGUAAACCAAGUUUCUCUAACAGAUUGAUAAUUAGUACUGUUUGAUUAUGUAGUACUAUGUAAAAAAUGUAAAUUUGAAAAUAAAAAGUUAAGAAAAUAUAAAGUGUCAUCAAUUCUAAUUAUUUGAACAGAAUUGUUUAUUUUUGCUCAAUUCCUCGACUACGCAUUGACCUACCCUCCUCCUUUCUGUCCUGAGGAAAUUGGCUAAUGUUGGAGUUCAGAUACACCUUCAGGUUCAGUCCAUUAGCUUUUAAUAUCCCUGUGUGAUCAUCUGACAUCUGAUCUGCAAGGGUUUCAAACAAUAGGGAGAAAUACACAGUUAUUCCUGAUUCAGAUCAUCAGCAAUACCCCAUCUAUCAAACAGUCUCCUAAUAACAUGCCCAUGCAGAUAAUGGACACAAAAAGCUGGAGUAACUCAGCGGGUCAGGCAGCGUCUCUGGAGAGAAGGAAUGGGUGACGUUUCGGGUCGAGACCCUUCU